AUGCGGUGUACUCCAGCUACGACUGGCUACAGUAUUUGCACGAAAUUUGGUAAAGAUGUCGAGGAAAUUGGUGACACGGUGGAAUGCUCAGCAACGAUCGCUUGUCCUAGUGAAAAGAAGUGCAUCUAUAGUGAAUCGAAGAAGAAAAACAUUUGCGUUGAGGCGAUGGAAGUUUCACAGCCACAAGAACUGGAAGAAGAGCUCAGCCCUUUGGCAGCUCUGAUGGCUAGCAGAGACGAAAUAAACUCCGUUGAUUCAAUGAAGGAUGAUGAAGAUAGCAAUGCUUCGAAAGGUUGGUUCAUAUCU
Messenger RNA from Cooperia oncophora, 306 nucleotides. The record is from the annotation of a GenBank genome assembly. Lineage: Eukaryota; Metazoa; Nematoda; Chromadorea; Rhabditida; Trichostrongylidae.